AUGCCGUUUGAGGAUAUCCCUUUGAACGACGGGAACAAGAUACCCGCUAUCGCCUACGGUUCGGGCAGCGUGAAUAAGGGCAAGGAUAUCCACAGCUACAUCGAACAGGCCAUCGAAGUGGGGUUCUCGCAUUUGGAUACUGCUCAAUGGUAUGAGAACGAAGAAAGCGUUGGAAAGGCGAUCCGUGAAAGUGGAUUGGAGAGGUCGCAGCUUUAUGUGACGACCAAGUAUAGCUAUGGCCAUGUUCCUUUGCGCGAGUCCCUGAACGCGAGUUUGCAAAAGCUCGGUCUGAAGCAACUGGACCUCUACCUCAUCCACAGUCCGAGGAGUGUAACGAACUACGUCGAGGCGUGGAAGGAGCUGGUGGAAAUCAGAAAAGAGGGUCUCGCCAAGAGCAUAGGCGUUAGCAAUUUCACCAUCCCUGAACUGGAGACACUGCGCGCGCACUCCAAAGUCCUCCCGGCGGUCAACCAGAUCCGAUUACACCCAUACAAUAUCAAGGAGAACAGGGCCCUGCUGGCAUACCAUGCUCGUCAUGGAAUUGUUACUGAAGCGUAUGGGAGUUUAGCGCCGAUAACGCAGUUCCCGGGAGGACCAGUGGAUAAGCCAUUGAAUGAAGCCGCGAAGCGGUUAGGUGCGACACGCGCCCAGGUCAUUUUCCUUUGGUUGAGAGCCAAAGGUGCGGUUAUCGUCACGACGAGUUCCAAGAAGGAGCGCAUGGAGGAAUACAUUGCCGCAGGCGAUUUGCCUUUGCCUUAUCAAGCACCUUUGACGCCUGAGGAAGUCGAGGCGAUUGAUGAAGCGGGCGCUAAAGGGCCGCCGUCCCGCGCUAUCGCGAUCAGGGAUAUCGUUCGGUUUGCUGCUCAGGCCCUCAUCACAAUUGCUGUUGUGCAUUUCGUAAUUGGUAAGGGGCAGGCAUGGCAUGCAUCCCGGCAGGGAGCCUUCAUCGUAUGA
Messenger RNA from Coprinopsis cinerea okayama7#130, 954 nucleotides. Its product is annotated as 2,5-diketo-D-gluconic acid reductase. The transcript has 8 exons. The record is from RefSeq and is a predicted model, not a curated record. Gene Ontology annotation, molecular function: oxidoreductase activity, acting on NAD(P)H as acceptor. NCBI's taxonomy places the organism in Eukaryota, Fungi, Basidiomycota, Agaricomycetes, Agaricales, Psathyrellaceae. Bases 1 to 954 code for a protein of 317 amino acids.